This is a messenger RNA of Nelumbo nucifera (sacred lotus), 456 nucleotides long. RefSeq names its product flavin-containing monooxygenase FMO GS-OX5-like. Lineage: Eukaryota; Viridiplantae; Streptophyta; Magnoliopsida; Proteales; Nelumbonaceae. Gene Ontology annotation, molecular function: N,N-dimethylaniline monooxygenase activity; flavin adenine dinucleotide binding; NADP binding. The record is from RefSeq and is a predicted model, not a curated record.
AUGCAGUUUGGAAUUGUAACUGUUGAGGACAACCGUGUUGGACCUCUAUAUAAGCAUGUCUUUCCACCAUGUUUAGCUCCUUGGAUUUCCUUUGUUGGUCUACCUAACAAGGUUAUCGCCUUUCUAACAGCUGAGUUGCAGUCCAAGUGGAUAGCACAAGUUUUAUCUGGAAAGGUGCUACUGCCCGAGGAAGAGGAGAUGAUGGCAUCCGUCGAAGAAUUCUACCAGCGUAUGGAGGAGAUGGGGAGACCCAAGCAUUACACUCAUAUGUUGGACAUGGAUGCGUUUGAAUAUAAAAACUGGGUUGCAGCUCAGGUUGGAUUGCCACCCGUCGAGGAAUGGAUGAAACAGAUGUAUUCUGCUGCUGUCAAGAAUAUUCGGAGCCAUCAGGAAGGUUUUCGAGACGAAUGGGACGAUGACUAUUGGAAGUCCAUAAUUAGAAACCAGCCAAAUUAA